AUGGACGGUCCGAGACGGGCGUUUCGAGGUCGACCCUAUCAUCGGGCCUUGCUCGUACAGCUGGCAUGCCUGACUGCUCUCGCUUGGUGGGGUAGUGAGCUCGCAUUUGGGAGGCGGAAGGUGAAAGAGGAGCCUGUGCCAGAGCCUGUGCCUCCACCCGCUUCCACAGUUCCUCGACCAGUUAUGCUGGCUGGGUGCUGCGUUGCAGGAGUCCUGCUUCUGGUAAGCUUCGGUUGCGCCAAGACAAGGACCAGCAUGCGGCGGCCAUACCGGAUUCCGGACUUUGAGGCAGGCAAGACUCCUACGUUGGCAGCGGAUGCAGAGGCAGAAUUUCGGAGAGUUGUGAAGUUUCUACAGGACGUGUUGCUGAUCCCCAUCGAUGUCCGGAUGCCUGGCCGCCCUUUCGAGUACGACAUGCACUCCUUUCCUUUCACACCUAUGGUCUUGGUGAUUGGGAACCACUCUUCUGGCAAGUCCACCUUUAUCAACAAGCUCUUGGGGAAAGAUGUCCAAGAUACUGGCGUCGCGCCCACCGACGAUGGCUUCACCAUCCUUGAGAGAAGGACGGUCACGGAAGUGGAGGAUGGUCCGACGGUUCUUGGAUGUCCAGAAAAUCGACCCUUUGCUGAGUUGCAGCGUUUUGGUCAGACCUUGGCUGGCGUGCUGCGAAGGAAGCGCAUCCUCUUGCCGCAAGAGUCACAAUUUCCAUUCGGCUUGCAGAUUGUGGACUCGCCUGGAAUGAUAGAUCUGCCAGUCAAUGAGAAGGCCAUGAGUGAAUCCAAAGGCCGCGGCUACAACUUCGUAGAGGUGGUGCGUUGGUGGGCAAAACGAGCUGAUCUCAUCCUGCUUCUCUUUGACCCGGACAAGCCAGGGACGACUGGGGAAACCCUGCAAGUGCUGACAAAAUCUUUGGCCGGCCUGAAUCACAAGUUUCUGGUGAUCCUGAACAAGGUCGACAAGCUGGACAACAGUGUCGACUUUGCUCGUGCUUACGGUGCUUUGGGCUGGGCGCUGUCCAAGGUCAUCAAGCGCAAGGAUAUUCCGGCAAUAUACACGAUGUUCAACGACGGGAUGCAAUCACCGACAGGUCGCGAAGGCCUCCCGCUGGAACGCUUUGUGAAAAAGCGCGAGGAGGUCAUACUCGAGGUAAUGCGAGUUCGAGAGAGACACAACGACAACAUCAUCACCUCCCUUGAGGAGACCAUGCGACAGAUGCAGAUGGUGGUUGGAGUGGUUCAUCGGCUUCGCUACAAAGCCAGUGACCGCUAUUGGAGACUCAAGGUUUGGGCAGUUUUCAGUGCGGUGGUGCCGGCCAUAGGCAUUUACGAAAUCAUGCAUUUUGCAGCCGACAGCAUGAGAUUAGCCGCUGAGAUGGCAGCCGCGGAUCUUGCGGCAUCAGCAGUGGACUCUUCAAGCCGCCGUGGUUGGGGUUUUCUGCGGCGUGGGGGAGCGCCGGUUGAGGAGCCAGAGCCUGCAGGCCAUGUCGAAGAGUUUCAUCCCUUCGGCACCUGGGUGUACGUAACUGUGGCUGUUCUGUACGUUUUGUUCCUAGGUGGCGUCCUAAAGAUGCUUUGGGAAAGCUUCAUUCAGUACCAGAAAGAGCUCUACGUAACGUUGGAUGCAACUUUCGACCAGGUGUUCUAUGACAGGUUCAUACAUGAUGAGGGCGAGGAUCUUCGUUCCAGAUGGAGUGUUGUACGGCCAAAGGUGGAGUCAAUCCUGCAGGCGACAAGCUUCUAUCCCCUUCUUCCAAUUGUGACUACUUGGGAAAUGCAGAGGAUAUCCGAAGCGCUGCAGACUGACAUCUGGUACCUGCGACAACUUGCCCGUCAGUUGCGACAGCCUCAAAGCCCCUCCACCGCCUCUCCCACCGGCGCGAGUUCUCAGGGGCAGUCCUGA
This is a messenger RNA of Symbiodinium natans, 1899 nucleotides long. NCBI's taxonomy places the organism in Eukaryota, Dinophyceae, Suessiales, Symbiodiniaceae. The record is from the annotation of a GenBank genome assembly.